UCGAUCUUUAUAUUUUAGGGUUUGCCUAGGGUUUUUCUUAUUCUUAAGAAAGAGGCGUGAAAUCUGAUAUCACUCUUUGAAACCUCUAUUCUCACCAGCACCACCUCAUCUUCAAGCAACAACAACAACCAUGGCGGUCGGUAAGAACAAGAGAAUCUCCAAAGGGAAGAAGGGAGGAAAGAAGAAGACUGUUGAUCCUUUUGCCAAGAAGGAUUGGUAUGAUAUCAAGGCUCCAUCUAUGUUCACUGUGAGAAAUGCUGGAAAGACUCUGGUUUCUAAGACUCAAGGAACCAAGAUUGCUUCUGAAGGGCUCAAGCACAGAGUGUUUGAGGUGUGUCUUGCUGAUCUACAGAACGAUGAGGAUCAGUCCUACAGAAAGAUGCGAUUGAGAGUGGAGGAUGUCCAAGGAAAGAAUGUUUUGACCAACUUUUGGGGAAUGGAUUUCACCACAGACAAAUUAAGGUCUCUUGUCCGUAAGUGGCAGACAUUGAUUGAGGCUCAUGUUGAUGUGAAGACAACAGACAACUUCACUCUGAGGAUGUUCUGUAUUGGCUUCACUCAGAGGCGUAAAAAUCAAGUCAAGAGGACCACAUAUGCACAAUCAAGCCAAAUCCGCCAGAUUCGACGUAAGAUGGUAGAGAUCAUGGUUAACCAAGCAUCGUCUUGUGAUUUGAAAGAGUUGGUUGCCAAACUCAUCCCUGAGUUGAUUGGAAAAGAGAUUGAGAAGGCAACUUCGGGCAUCUACCCCCUGCAAAAUGUUUUCAUUCGUAAAGUGAAGAUCUUGAAGGCUCCCAAGUUUGAUCUUGGAAAGCUAAUGGAGGUUCAUGGCGAUUAUGCAGAAGAUGUUGGUGUGAAGGUUGACAGACCCGCUGAGGAAACACCAGCAGAAGUUGAGACUGAAGUUGUUGGAGCUUAGAGCUCUGUUUCUGACAUGGCGAUUAUGCAGAAUGUGGGUGUGAAGGCCUGCUGGGAAACACCGCUGACAAGGCCUGCUGGGAUCUUAGGGUUUCGCUCUGUUUAGUUUUAUCUUCUCCACCUUUUUCUGCUUAAAUUUUUUUGUUUGCUUAAGUGCCUAUGUAAGUGUUUUUGUCCUUCACUUUGAGAAACUUAAUCUAGAUAAUGUAGUUUGGGGCAGCUAUUUGGUUUAAUAUCUAUAUAGAGACUAAUUAUUUUGAAAUUGAAAAACAGAACAUGAACCAUUACAUGUUUGAUUUGCC
Messenger RNA from Papaver somniferum (opium poppy), 1217 nucleotides. RefSeq names its product 40S ribosomal protein S3a-like. Bases 131 to 916 code for a protein of 261 amino acids. NCBI's taxonomy places the organism in Eukaryota, Viridiplantae, Streptophyta, Magnoliopsida, Ranunculales, Papaveraceae. Gene Ontology annotation, cellular component: cytosol; ribosome. Gene Ontology annotation, molecular function: structural constituent of ribosome. The transcript has 7 exons. Gene Ontology annotation, biological process: translation. The record is from RefSeq and is a predicted model, not a curated record.